Messenger RNA from Babjeviella inositovora NRRL Y-12698, 1614 nucleotides. It is a transcript of the gene ILV1, whose product is annotated as threonine ammonia-lyase. Gene Ontology annotation, molecular function: pyridoxal phosphate binding; threonine deaminase activity. Bases 1 to 1614 code for a protein of 537 amino acids. The record is from RefSeq and is a predicted model, not a curated record. Gene Ontology annotation, biological process: L-threonine catabolic process. NCBI's taxonomy places the organism in Eukaryota, Fungi, Ascomycota, Pichiomycetes, Serinales. The transcript is spliced from 2 exons.
AUGGAGGCUGUGACAUUGAAGGGAAUAGCAUCCUCGCUCCAAAAGCAGUUCCCAACCCUCAAAGACGUUGACUUUCUCCCCUCCGGGCGUCCGGACUACGUCAAGAUGAUCCUCACCUCGCGUGUCUACGACGUCAUCGACGAAUCCCCCGUCACCCCCGCGCACAACCUUUCGCAGAAAACCGGCUCCAACGUGAUUCUCAAGCGCGAGGACCUCCUCCCCGUCUUCUCCUUCAAGCUCCGCGGCGCGUACAACAUGAUCGCGCAGCUUCCCGCGGAGCUCGCGGCGAAAGGUGUGAUUGCAUGCUCCGCGGGUAACCAUGCACAGGGGGUCGCGUAUUCCGCACAGUGCCUCGACAUUCCCGCAACCAUCGUCAUGCCGACCGCAACGCCGUCGAUCAAGUACAAGAACGUGUCGCGCCUCGGGUCACAGGUCGUGCUCUUUGGCCAGGACUUUGAUUCCGCCAAGGGUGAGUGUCAGAGACUCUCCUCACAAAAUGGCCUCACCAACAUCCCGCCGUUCGACCAUCCCUACGUUAUUGCGGGGCAAGGGACCAUCGCGAUGGAACUUUUGCGCCAGGUCAAAUGCCACAAGAUGCAGGCAAUCUUCUGUGCCGUCGGUGGCGGUGGCUUAAUCUCCGGUGUUGCAGCGUAUAUGAAGCGCCUCAUGCCUCACGUCAAGGUUAUCGGGGUGGAAACGUAUGACGCGGACGCGCUCUACCAGUCGCUCGCAGCAGGCUCGCGCGUCGACCUUGAGACUGUCGGCUUGUUUGCUGAUGGGACUGCCGUCAAGGUGCUCGGGGAGGAAACUCUCACGGUCGCACGCGAGUACGUUGACGAGGUUGUCCGCGUAUCCACUGACGAGAUCUGCGCCGCGAUCAAGGAUGUGUUUGAGGACACGCGUUCGGUCGUGGAACCAUCUGGCGCCAUGGCCGUUGCUGGUAUGAAGCGCUAUAUCACAGACCACCCCGAAAUUGACCAUUCGCACUGCACGUAUAUCCCGGUGCUUUCCGGUGCAAACAUGAACUUUGACCGCUUGCGUUUUGUGAGUGAGCGUGCGAUGUUGGGUGAGGGUAAGGAGGUGUUUAUGAUGGUGAAGAUUCCUGAGAAACCUGGUUCGUUCCUAAAGUUGAUUUCCGCGAUUGACCCAAGAAACGUUACCGAAUUUAGUUACCGUCACAACGGAACCGGUGACGCGUACGUAUACACUUCUUUCUCGGUCUCGAACCGCAAACAAGAGGUUGCCGAGGUGACCGAGGAGCUCGUCUCCUACGGCUUUGAUGUCAUGGACAUUUCCGAUAACGAGUUGGCCAAGGACCACGGACGUUACCUUGUGGGCGGUGUCUCGUCGGUGGCAAACGAAAGGGUGAUCAGCUUUGAGUUCCCGGAAAAGCCGGGUGCGUUGACAAAGUUUUUGGAGAGGGUCAACUGCUUCUGGAACAUCACGUUGUUCCACUAUAGAAACCAGGGUGGAGACGUCGGGCGGGUAUUGGCAGCGUUGUCGGUACCAGUAGCUGAUAAUGCAAAGUUCGACGAGUUGUUGAAGAACUUGGGAUACAGCUACGUGGAGGAGACGGAUAACGUGGUGUACCAGAAGUUUCUCAAGGGAAACUAA